UUUAAAAUGGCCGCCCCAAACAAGGCAAAGAAAAGCGUAGUUAUUGCUUUAGUAAACAUUCUGAAGGUUUUAAUUCAUAAUUCUUAAAUGGAUGGUACUAUCAGGAUACUUUUGCAGAGUUGCGUGGGUCGAAACAGCCUCGAAACGCUUCGCGAGUCAUAUGAAAAGCUCAAACGCGAAGGAGAUGGAAACAGAAAAAGUAGCGUUGGAACUGAUUUGUUCGUCUUAUGCGCCGAGAUUGCGUGUUUGUCCAAGAAAUAUACCAUAGCAGAAGAUUGCAUUAAGAUGUAUUUCAAGCAGUCUCCACCAAAGAAUCAAUACCUUUGCAGGGCAUACAUUUGUCAAGCUCAAAUACACGCUCCAUCGUCGACAAAGAAUCCUGAGCUCAUUGAUAAGGCUUUCGUUUUUAUAUUGAAAGCCAUAAAUUUUGCCAAGCAAAACUCAAGGUACUAUUUUCUUGUGUACAACGCAUCGGUUAUUUACUGGCAGCUAUGUCGAAUAUUUCUCAAGCGAAAUUACAAGAGAUUUUUGGCAAAGUCAUUAAAUCAAGUUGUCAAAGCAUUAGAUGAUAUUGAAGAUGAGGAUUAUCAAUGGAGAGGACAACUUAUGAUAGAACUGAUUAACUGCUAUCUUGAUGCUGGACAGAAGGAUGAUGCUAGCAACAUUGCUUCAGUCGCUGCACAGUUUACGAAAUCUAAUGCACCAAACCUUUACAAAAAUGUUUUAGCUCUUCAGAUUGAAUACAGACUUGCUGAUUAUGGAAAGCUUUCAAAGGAAACAAAAAGUUCUCCCGAUUUGCAUUUGUUCUUUAAAAUUCAUCGCUUGAAAGUACAACUUGCAGAAGAGAGAACUGAUGCAGCUUUGGAAUUGACGAAAUUUUACAAGCAGUUGACUGGAAUAACUGACACAGAAGUACCUGGGACAUCCACAGAAAAAUCUAUGACUAAUGUCUCUUCAUCUACUUUAGUAGCCAUGGACCCGACAGACAGAUUAUCUCUGGCAAUGGAACUUGCCACGAUAUGUAUGAAUCAUGGGGCAUCAAGUCUUUCAUCAGAUUGUCUUGACUAUGUUGAAAGACAGUCAAAGAAGCCUUCUACGAAUCUUAUGGUUAAAUUCUUGCGAUGUGAAUUGAUGGUGAAAUCGUUAGGGGAAAGACAGGAAACUUACUCACAGUCUGUCAUAAAGAUUCGACUGGAGGCGAUUGAGAUGUUUGAACAAUUGAUAUUGACGGCAUUACGACUUAGUGAUCCAACCGUUAUUGAGAUUGGAUGCACGAGUUUGUGGAAUCUGUGUCUUCCUUUACUGCAACUCAAUCUACGACAAUCAGUGCGCAAAGCUUUGCAUUCCGUUGCAGAUUCAUUAGAAAGUAUCGACAGCCUAAAUUGGUCAUUAAGAUGCCAGGUGCACACGGAGUUGGCUAAAUGCGAAGAGGAUGAGGAACAAGUCGAACAGGCCAUGAAUCACUUGAGAAAGGCAAUGUUGCUGGAUGAUGGUGGUGUCUAUCAGGAACGUUUAGGUACAUUACUUAAACGUCUUCAGCUUCGAGCCACAAUAUAUACAACACCUGAGAGACCAGAGGAUCUUGCUGCAAUGAUUAUAGAACAGGCUCGCAGCAGCGUUGACUCAGGAACAUCCAAAAUGAAACGGGCAUCUUUAGUGAAGGCAGGACAUGCACUUGCUCCCGAGGCGUUUGUACUCAUGUUGGAUAGUGAAAGUAAAGAUGUUGCUUCGUCGUCUAACAGUAAACAAGCUCCUAGUUAUCUUGAUAAACUCGCUGCAAGAGUCGAGUGUUUUGAUAAAGCUGUCGUCAUAGCGAUGGGACAUUUAAAAAGACUGGGCUCACACAACAACCAGGAGAGAGCGCGUAUUUGGGCGGAUCUCACAAAGACAGCUCGAAAACAACUGAUUUGGGAUGUGGCUCGUGUUGCUGCAAGAUUUUGUCUACUUUACGAUAAUGGCAGAUGGUCCAUGAAGCGAGAGAGCAAGCAGUUGAGUGAGGAUGAAUGUGGAUACGCCGAUGAAGAGAGGAGCAAUGGGGGACGUUCAUCAUCCGGUACGACAUCAUCGAAGAAAGGUGAAUCGAAGAAAUCGUUGAGUAGCAGUGAUGAAACAAGAUCCAACGUCGAGAAGGACUUAUUGCGAAUGUUUGCUGAAGUGCAUUUUAUCAAUGGUGAAGCUCUGAUUCAGUUUCUCAAAAGUUAUGGCGUCCAACUGGGUGAUACUCCCGUGUUACCUACUGUCGACGAUGUUGUUGCUCAUGAUUUAUCUUUGGAUUAUCAAGACUCGCCUCAAUGGAUUUUGUUUUGCAACUGGAUAGCUUCGCUCUCUCAGAUGGCAAUUUCAGAAUUUCAUCGUGCAUCCGAUAUUGGCAACGAACUUCGAGAGAUGUGGCUUGUAUGUAAUGCUGCAGUUUAUCUAUUAAAUUAUACGACCCAUUUAGUAACGCAGAAUCGUCACAGGGAACUGGUGCCCAUCUUAACGUGUAUUCUCGCAAACAUAAGAAACGUUGGUCAUUUAGGUGAGGGUGCCUUGCUAUGUCAAAUAUGCAAUUUGAUUGCAAUGGGUCUAAUACAGCCUUGGUAUCCGGCUUCAAGUAGCGAGAUAUCCGUAUUCCUCGGUAAAAAAAGCGAUGCAAAGAAGGAUAAGUCUGUUCCCAAGACUGCACCGAAGAUUACAACAACAGGACUUGAUCCCGAUGCCAACUCGGAACUCAGACAAGCUUUGGAGUGCCUUGACUAUGCGCUGCAAUUUACCAACGGUAAUGACAGAAGAAACAUGGUUCCUAUAUCAGUUCGUCAUUCUCUUAUCAAAACUUGGGUUCACUGUAAACAGCUUCUCUCUCAACAAAUUCCGAAAAACCUUGGCAACGAUUCUGAGGAUCCAAAGAGUCAAGGACCUAUGAGUCGAUGUCUUUGUGCUAUGGAAAUGCUCUCUGUUAGUCUUUAUGGAAUGAAUGACUUUACCACCUCGAUAACUAUAGCAGAGGUUGUUCGAAUGGCAGGUAACUGUGUAUGGAGUGACGAUCUUGUUGCUCUUGAAGUUUGGACACGUUUAGCUGUACUCGCAUUCAACGCCGAUAAUCAUCCUUUGGUUGUAAAGUGUGGCAAGAAAGCUCUUGCAUUUGAUACACAGGAGCCAAAGACGAAAAAGAAUAGAAAGAACAAACCAAGUGAUGAACACAACGAGAGGAACGAGCAACAGUUGUUUUACUACGCUUGCGUCAUAAUUGGCCAGUCUCUCGUGAGGGUAAUGAAGGGACAAAGACAAGUGAGGAUGGAGGCCUUAGAUUUUUUCGCAAAAGCUUGCAGUUAUAGUGAACGUACGAAAUGUUACAAUUUCGUCAUUACGGCUGCUCGACAUUACUGGAACACAGUAAAGCCGCUCGUUAACGAACCGUUGGAGAGACAGUUGUUGAAGGAGUCUCUGCAAACUGUUCUGCAAAGUCUGGCAAUAGUCAGUGAAAAGAACAUCGACAAAAACGAAGAAGUUUGUAUUCAAACAUGUUUGACUCCAUUUAUGUUUAGUAUUUAUUUCAACAUUUUUCAAAUACAUUCUUUGUUGAGGAUGAAGACGAAGAAAACGAGGAACGGACUCGGUCUUCUAUCAAGAAAAGCACGAAAGAAAAGAAAGAUACUGACCACAAAGAAAAAUGAAAAAAAUUGCAGCAACCGGCACGCAGUCUUCAAAACGACGAGAUCCAAAAAGUCUAUAGUGGUUAGUGAUACAUCGAAGAUGUCACUCGACAAUUCCAUCAAUCCUUAUGAAGAUGAUUUAAAAAUGAGAUCGGCAAUGUAUGAUGUUCUUUUUCAAGCUUUCAUUGACCAGGGAAAAUGGGAACUAGGUUUGAGUGCUAUGGAUCAAGCUGUUCGCGAUAUGCCUCGAACAUCACAUAGAUUGCGUAUUUUCAAACGUCGGGUGAUUGUAAAGGCCAAACUUGGUAAAGAUGUCCUUUUCGAUAUGGGAAAGUUCAAGGAUGAAAAUGAAAUGGUGAUUUCUGACAUUUGGCAUCAUGCCGCAUUAAAUUCCAUCCACCAAAAGGAACAACUGAAGGCGUACCAGAGUGCUAUUGAUGUGUUACAGAAUGAAAAAAGUCUUUGGCUGAAGGUAGAUCUUCUCUUUGAACUUGGUGAAUGGUUAUUUGUUAACGAAUUCCCCGUUCAAGACGCUGUCGAUCAGUUUAAUGAAGCUGUAGACAUUCUCAUGAACAAAUCGGAUUUGCCUAAAAACAAAGAGGUCCUCAUUUCUUUAUCAUCAGAAGAACCUCAAAGCAUGUCAUCUUUCUCAACUCAAGAAACACAAAGAGAAAGUGUCGUAUUGGAAAUAUCGGAUAUAAAGACCUUGGAUUAUUUAACCCGUGCUCAUAUUAUGUUGUCGCAGUUGGUCGGAAGAAAUUCACCAUUUUUCAUCAACUAUUGCUUGUGUGCAGUCGCAUGUGUCGAGCGAAUGUGGAAAGUAUCGAUAGAUGGUCUCGAGCACCGCGAAACUGUUUCAAAACGCGCGGAUACGCCAACUAAAAAGACAAACAAAAACAAAGAACAAAAGAGUCCAAAGGGGACAAAUCAACGGUUAAAUUAUCAUAUCCCACGACCCUUAGGAAUUGGGCAACCUUGGAUGUCACAGAUAAGGUUGCUGAGUGUUUUUGAACGACGAUCAAGGGGAUUUUAUAAAGAAGACUUCAUUUGGAUCACCCGUACGUAUGUUGUGUUAUCUGUUCAUUAUUUGAAAACGCUCAUCGAAAAGCUCUACAUUAUUGGCUAUCAUCAACUCUGUCUGCCAAUCAUGAGCCUCUUACGAUUCCUUGCAAAACACGUCAUCGAGAACAACCUGCUACUAAAGCUGUUUCAUUGGAGGAGCUUGGAGUUAUGCCAAGAGUUGCGUUUCGAGGAAGAAGUUUUAUAUCAUCAAGGAAUACUGGAAAAAGAUUUCGGAAACAAUGAUGAUGAAGUAGUCAAAUCAAGAGAAGAAAUUGAAAUGUGGCGGGAAAAACAACGUCGGGUCAAGAAGGGAGAGGAGAAUGUCCGAGUGACCAUGGAGUCUGGGAAUGAGAAUAUAGGCGACACGCAACAGAAAAAUACUGCUCUAAAUAAUAACUGGAUGUCAUUAAAACCAGAGUUGCGUAGAAUUGAAACAAGACAUGUAUGGACCGAACAAGCUGCCAUCUUUAUCAAUCAGGGUUAUUAUCAAGCUGCAAGAGAGUUAUUAAGUGAAGCUAACAAAUCUGCAGAGGCAUUUAACGAUGAGAAGGCUCGAGCGGAUAUCUUGUAUUACCUGGCGUUACUUGCUUACCACGAAUCAAACUGGCAACAAUGUGUUUUAUUGCUUCAAGAGUUACAGAAUUACAAACUGGAACAAGAUUCUUGGCUGAAGGCCAUCAUACUUCUUGUCGAUGCCGUCUGUGAGCAGAAGGACAGACAUGAUCCUCGAGGAACACGAGUGGAUGUUAAAGACAUAAGCAAGGCCAUAGUCAUUCUGAAGCAAUCGCUGACGAUUUUUAAAACUUUGAAGCAAGAUAGUCCCAACAAAGCUUGUUCGGCUGAGAUUAUACAAGCUAAACUCCUAGCAAAAUUGGGUAGUGUAACCGCUCUUUACGUGACGAAGGAAAAAGAUGAAAUGUCUCAUAUAGUCGAAGCUUGUGAGCUUUUGAAGCAAAGUGAAGUCAUUUUUCUUGCCUGUGACUAUAAACUGGAAGCGAUCGCUGCAAAAUGUGAUAUUGCUUCCCUAAUACGACGUCUUGCUGGUGGAAAGACGUCAAAACAAACCGAAGGACUCUCAUCUCUCUGCUCAACUGAAGAGUUGAGCAGCGCGAGUUUACCGAUCGAGCGAACCAGUGUUGAAACGAAAUUAAGUUUUGUUGAACUUGCUCUCGUUGUUAUGGAAGAACAUGCAGUUGAUGAACGACUUAGACGUAGUAAAGAAGCGAGAAAAGAUAGUGUUGAAAAGUUAAUCGAUGCCUUCGUUCAAGAAGAGCCAGUGAUGACCCAAGAAGAAAAAGAAUGGUUCCAAAUGACAAAGACCAUUGUGGAUGAAGUUUUAGCGUAUGUAACCGCAGCAUUCGGUCUGUGUUCAACUAUACCUUUUCUAAAAGCAAAGUGCUAUCUUUUGUUGGGCAAAUGUUUGAAAACACUUGCAAGUUAUCAUAACCCUGAUGAUGAACCACAAUGGAACAUGGAAAAGACCGUGUCAUCUCGUGCCACAGCUGAUUCUGUUGCAAGACCUACGACGGUUGACGAAGAGGACGAAGAAAACGAGCAAGAUGCUGUCGACCACCAAGAUUCUAAAGGCAAUAAAAUUGCAACAAGAAAAACUGAUAUUGCUAAACAUCUCACCAUUGCAUACAAUGACUCUCAACAAAUGCUUACACAAGCCGUUGAAUGUCUAACACAAUGCGUGCAGCUAUCCCUCAAGCAUGGCUUUAUUGAAAUAAUUUCGGAAGGCAGUUUUUCGCUCAUGGAUAUCACAGCCCAAUAUGAUAUGAAUACAUCUAGUUCCUAUUUGGCUUUAUAUCAGAGUUCUUCCAUGAGCCUUACGUUAGAUGUUUUGCUGAGAAAGGUCCAUACCGACAGCUCGUUGUCUCGUCUAGCUGCCCUUAUGAGACAGAGAGAAAUUUUGGCGAGGAAAUUUCUUCAUCAAGAAACAUUUUCAUCCGUGCUAGCAUCGACAUCUAAGACUUUGGGAGAAUUUGAGGCUUGGCGUCGUUUGAAUAUCUCAAACAAUCAUAUGGAAAUUUUAAGAGAAAUGUCUUGUCCUGGUGCUCUGUACUUGGUUCUACAGCAUUCUUACGACAGGUCACAUUUGUAUGCGGGUAUUAUGGAUAAAUCACGUACGGUAAUGUCUAGUGCAAAAACUGGAAAGAACACACGACACAGCGCUGCUUCCAGACCUAAAGCGUUCUUAUGCCGCGGCAAGGUUAUGAAGGGCGAGCUAAAGGCAUUGUCUAAGAAAUUCGAGACGUUUUGUAGUCAUCAAACAAGCGAAUUGAUUCGUCAAAGCUAUUUGCGACGUCAAGCUGUCGACACUCGAAACAUUUUUGAAAACUUGGAUGAUGAAUGCUUUGAGAAUAACGAGGAUGUUCUGCACGAUGAUUUGACGGUCAAAGAAAACGAAAACAAUCUUCAGCAAGACUACCUCACGCUUGUCAAUGAAAUGGAAUCAUAUCUUUCCCCUGUGUUGGAGCAAAUCGCAACUCACUUACGUAAAUUCGGUUUUCCCGAGAUGGUAGUGAUAUUUGCCGACCAAGAUCUGUUACGUUUCCCAUUGGAAUCGCUUUCGUUGUUCAAAUCACCCCAAAUACUAUGUAUUGCGAGAGACUUGUCAUUACAAAUGCAUUAUCAUCGCUUAUGUAGUUUAGAAAGCACAGCUGCUGAACCAGUAAAUGAUAUAAAAAAGAGUGGAGGUAAAAAGGCUGGAGGUAAAAGUGAUCUUCCGUCCAAUGAUAAAUCUCAGGAUAAAAAAGGUGAAAAAAAGCUACCCAAGGAACAAGGAACGACAAAGGAAAGCAUUCAUGUUGAUAUUUCAAAUUUCCGAUACAUUUUCGAUCCUUACAACGAUUGUACGGAAGUUGAAGGCGAAAGUUCCGAAAAAGUUUUAAAUAAUCUCAUCGUCAACUAUCGUCAGUAUUCGGCAAAGUGGAAGGGACUGUGCGGUACAAACUACGUCCCAAGCCUCGGAGAGUGGCAAAAAUUGAUGAAGGAAAGCUCGAUUUUUGUAUUUUAUGGCACCCAGAAAUGCUUGUACAAUCUCCCUCCCGCGCUGCUUGUGUCGUCUUGCUUACAAGACUGUGAUGUCGUGAUGACAUUUGAUCUUGCUUCAACAAGCGAAAGUUACUUACGUCAGUCUACUCUGGAUGCGACAAAAACAUGCAGUGAACUAACUCUUCUCUUCCCAUUUGAAUCAGCUGCUUUAUUAACUCUUGCCGGUGUUAAUUGUCUCGUCGCAAACCAAUGGAAUUGCAAACUGCGAGACAAUAGAAGAGUACUGAUAAAGAUUCUCCAAGCUGCCAUAGAGGAGAACAAGACCAUUGGCCAUGCAUUGCACACCACUAGGAUAGAGAAGGUAGAUAAACGUUCCGACCAAGAUGAUUCACCAGAAGACAACAGUUUGGAAGGAGUUCGUGAAGUUAGUCGAAUUGCUAAAGAUAACACUGUCCUGUAUGGUUUGCCUUAUUUCUUGCUCAAUCCAGUCAAGUCGUAGUCAUGAUUGGUCAUUCAAAAGUUUAUUAUUUAUUUAUAUGUUUUCACCUUGUAUUAAGUGUAUAUUUUAAAAGUUUUGUUAACUUUUUUUAUUCGCGAUUUUUUUUUCUUUGUGGACUUUUAUCAAUCCAAAAUUGCGUAAUUGUCAGCCAACAAUACCCGUAAAUACAUAAGGAAAGCGCUUGCUCAUGAUGUAUACUGUAAUAUAAACUAUUACAAGAAA
Molecule: messenger RNA, 8412 nt
Organism: Xenia sp. Carnegie-2017
Lineage: Eukaryota; Metazoa; Cnidaria; Anthozoa; Malacalcyonacea; Xeniidae
Product: cilia- and flagella-associated protein 46-like
Biological process (GO): axoneme assembly; cilium movement involved in cell motility
Molecular function (GO): protein binding
Source: RefSeq, a predicted model, not a curated record